AUGUUCAUCUUCACGGGCGCGUUCGGCUGGCUAUGGAGCCUCCUGGCCAGCUGCGCGGGCUACGCCGCGUGCACCGUGUGCACGCGGGCGUCCGUGCAGCUGACGCGGACGAGCGCGCGCCUGACGUACUGCGUCCUCUUCACGCUGUCCAUGAUCAGCGCCUGGGUCCUCCGGGACUACUCUAAGCCCAUCAUGAAGCACCUGCCAUGGAUCAUCGACGGCCACGAGCACGCCGCGAAGGAGUGGUUCGGCGUCCAGGCCGUCUACCGCAUCUCGUUCGGCACGUGGCUGUUCUUCGCCAUCCUGUCCGCGGCCUUGGUGGGCGUGCGGUCGCGCACGGAUCGCCGCGACCAGCUGCUCCACCACGGGAACUGGGCGCUCAAGGCCGUCGCGUGGGCCCUCUUCAACGUCCUCCCCUUCUUCCUGCCCAACGGCCUGCUCGGGGCCUACUCCUGGCUCGCCCGGGUGGGCUCCGGGGUGUUCCUCCUCGUGCAGCUCGUCAUCCUGCUCGACUUCACCUGCGCGUGGAACACCAGCUGGGCCACCAAGGGCGACCAGAAGUACCUCUACGGCCUCCUGGGCGUCACGGUGGCCUGCUACGCGGGGUGCCUGGCCAUCGCCGGCGUGCUCUUCGCGUGGUUCAACCCCUCCGGCGUCGACGGCGGCUGCGGGCUCAACAUCGCCCUCAUCACCGUCUGCCUCUUCCUCUGCGCCUUCGUCUCCGCGGUCUCCCUGCACCCCGCCGUGCGCGACGGGUCCCUCUUCCCCUCCGCCGUCGUCUCCCUCUUCAUCAUGUACAUGUGCUACUCCGCGCUCGCCUCGGAGCCCCGCGACUACGCCUGCAACGGCCUCGGGAAGGAAAUGAGCGCGGCCAAGGGGUCGACUGUGGCCGGCGGCGUCCUGCUCACCCUGCUCGCCGUCGUGUACUCGGCGCUGCGCGCGGGCUCCAACACCGCCGCGUUCUUCCCGGGCCUGGACGACGACGACGUUGUCGCCGCGGAGCCGUCGGCCACGGAGCUCCCAGCGGGCGCGCGCCCGCUGCUCGACUCCCCCCCCGAGGAGCGGGCGCUGACGUCAGCGGGGCUGGACGGCGAGGACGACCCGGAGGAGGGCGUGCGGGCGGCGCCGGCGCGCGGGGGCCGCCGCGCGAGCACGGGGUCGGGGGGUGUCAAGGAGGACUCCGGGGGUGUGGCAUACAACUACGCGUUCUUCCACGCGAUCUUCGCGCUGGCGUCGAUGUACAUCGCGAUGCUGAUGACGGGGUGGGGGUCCGCGGACGAGGAGAGCGGGCUCGUGGACGUCGGAUGGGCGAGCGUGUGGGUGAAGGGCGCGACGGUGCUGGCGACGGCGGGGCUGUACACGUGGUCGCUGGUCGCGCCGUCGUUGUUCCCGGACCGCGACUUCGGCCUCGCGCAGACCUGA
Molecule: messenger RNA, 1422 nt
Organism: Pedinophyceae sp. YPF-701
Lineage: Eukaryota; Viridiplantae; Chlorophyta; Pedinophyceae
Source: the annotation of a GenBank genome assembly